Molecule: messenger RNA, 1182 nt
Organism: Gasterosteus aculeatus aculeatus (three-spined stickleback)
Lineage: Eukaryota; Metazoa; Chordata; Actinopteri; Perciformes; Gasterosteidae
Gene: xaf1
Product: XIAP associated factor 1
Biological process (GO): apoptotic process
Cellular component (GO): mitochondrion
Molecular function (GO): zinc ion binding
Source: RefSeq, a predicted model, not a curated record
UGAGUUCAUUGAAGUUACACGAGCGUCACGUGACGCAGCACGCCACGUGACGGAGCGGAAGGACUUCGCUUUCUGUUUCUCUGAAACGGGACCAGAGGAGACCGGGUCCGCAGCGGGACCGACGGCUUCACUUCAUCGAUGGGCGACAAACAGGCGACGCGCACCUGCGGCGCGUGCCACAAAGACGUUGCAGAGGCCAACUUCUCUCUGCACGAGACGCACUGCAGACGCUUCCUGUGUCUCUGCCCCGCCUGCGAUGAGCCGGUUCCCCGAGAACAGCUGGACCGACACCAAGAGGAGCAGCACGCCGAGGUGAGAUGCUCCGGGUGUCACGCGAAGAUGGAGCGGCGUCAGCUCGCCGAUCACCAGGCCGACGAGUGUUCCCAGCGGCUGCAGAGCUGCCGCUUCUGCGAGCUGGAGCUGCCUCUCAAACAUCUGGACGAGACCGGCGUGGCCUGCGGGAGUCGCACCGAACUCUGCGCAGACUGCGGCCGCUACGUCACCCUGAGGGGCCUCCCCGACCACGUCGCCGCCGCCUGCUCCGCCUCCGCCGCCGCCACCGCCUCGGGGCCCCCCGGGGCCUGCGGCGGCGCACCACUGCCGAAGAAGACAGAAACGAGGAAGUGCGGCAGAUGUUCGGCAUCUUUUCCGGCGGAGGAGGCAGACGAACACGAGCUGGUGUGUUUCCUAGCAACGCCGCUGGACGACGAGGAGGCGGUAGAGGACGACGUCACCGCGCAGAGGGCCACCCAUCGGCGGCCCAGAGCCGGCCGGGCAGCCGGCCCCGAUGAGGGCGACCCGGACCUGAUCGCCACCUGCCCCCAAUGCCACCUGGCCCUGCCCCUCGCCACACUGCGCUGGCACCAGGUGAAGUGCCAAAUCCUGAGCAACUUGAACUCGGCAAGAUGGAAGACGAGCGUGUGAAGACGUGACGCCGGCUCCGCGUGUCCGUUAACCUCUAACGAAGGAGAACAUUUGGGAUUUCUGUGGUUUGAAUGUUCGAACCGUUAGUUAAUGUGUUAAUGUGUAAAAGGAGCAGUUGCUGCUAGACUUUACCUUAAAACCAAUAUAUGUAAAAAGCUGAAGUGCAUCUGUUUAAGAUGCAUAUAAAUAAGUUUACAUUUUAUGCUUUCAAUCUUCACUCUUUUGUCCUGUAGAAUCUAAUUAAACAAGUCAGUCAGU